Molecule: messenger RNA, 779 nt
Organism: Arabidopsis lyrata subsp. lyrata
Lineage: Eukaryota; Viridiplantae; Streptophyta; Magnoliopsida; Brassicales; Brassicaceae
Exons: 3
Coding region: 30-674 (214 amino acids)
Source: RefSeq, a predicted model, not a curated record
GGAAGCAAGACAAGGGGAAGCCCCAAUGGAUGUUAAACUCUGUUUGGAUUGGUCUUAUUGCUUUCUGGGAAAACGAGAAAAGCAUCAAGAGAAGCAAAACCAACUCCAAAAAUAAGAAGAGCGAUCGUGGUGGCUUAGGGAUAGCUAAGCACACAUGUGGGUCAAUGCCAUAUGUCCGGAGAAGAGAAGAGAUGCGUGAUAAGGUGACAGGAGAGCUCCCAGAUAUGGUUACUUUUAUGGAAGCAACCCAUAAGAGAAAGUCUGAUGGUGUAUUUGUGUGCAAAAAAGCUGAGUUGAUCGCCAAAAAAUGUCGAAACAUGGAGCACCAAAUUCUUAGUCAAAGAGACAAUGAUGAUGGUGACACUUUGGACACUAACCAUCUUACACAAGAAGAAAUUGAUGCCAUUUACCAAGGGGAAGUUCAAGUGAAGAAAGGCAAGAAAUUUGGCUAUGGUUCAAUUCCGGAAGCUGAUCCUAGUGUUGAUGCAUCUCCAAAUUAUGAAGAAAUGUAUCUUGAGACUCAAGAAAAGCUCCAGAAAUCGGACCAAGUGAUUGAGGGAAUGCUGCUGAAGUUUAAAGAUGUUGAUUUUUGGAUUACUAUGAUGCAGAACAAGUUUCCAAAUGAAGUUCCACUUUCCAUGAUAACAACAAUGAACACCAAUGGUGGUCUUUGAAUUCAAUUAGUAAUUUGGUUUCAUUAAGACUUUAAGCAUUUAGGAUUGUUUUUCAAUAUUAUGUUUGGAUGUUUAAGUGUUUUGAGAUUUUAAAAUGUUUACUUA